This is a messenger RNA of Lithohypha guttulata, 2412 nucleotides long. It is a transcript of the gene MAD1, whose product is annotated as coiled-coil domain-containing protein mad1. The record is from RefSeq and is a predicted model, not a curated record. Gene Ontology annotation, biological process: mitotic spindle assembly checkpoint signaling; attachment of mitotic spindle microtubules to kinetochore. The coding region runs from base 1 to 2412 and encodes 803 amino acids. NCBI's taxonomy places the organism in Eukaryota, Fungi, Ascomycota, Eurotiomycetes, Chaetothyriales, Trichomeriaceae. Gene Ontology annotation, cellular component: mitotic spindle; kinetochore; nuclear envelope. The transcript has a single exon.
AUGAGUUCGCCAGCAAAGCGUAUGAGACUGUCCUCUCAGCGACAAUCGCUUUCGAACAGCCAAUUGCGACAAAGUGUGACAGUCACGACACCUUCACAAAAUGCCCUUCGAAGCAGUACUAACACUACCAACCGGUCGGUGACUGCUCCUUCGACGUCCUAUGAUACCGUCUCGGGACAGUCAUUAGACCAGCUGUCUACCAAGCGAAGACCUUCUCUGUCCCAAUCUACCAAUAUUCAAGGUCAACCAUUAAGGAAAUCGGCAAGCAGACAGUCCUUGCUUCCUCAACCAAGUGCCUACGAGAAGCCAGUCCCUAGCGUGACUCAGCAGAAGUAUCAGGAAGAUAUCUUCGCUCUGCAGGCCAAGAUCAACAAACUCGAUUAUGAGAUUACCAGUCUUGAGCAGGAGCGUGGCAUGUUCGCCCUCCAGCAUGAGAAGGAGUUACGCGAAGCACAGGCCCGAGCAGAUGCAGAUUACAGAAAGUUUCAAGACGCCGAAUCCGAUCGUCUCAAGCUCACGCGACAACUCGAGUCUGUGCAACAGGAGGUACGCAACAUUCGUGAUCGUGAAGUGGCCGGUAGUGCCGCAGUCGAGAGACGUGCACGAGAUUUGCAAACCGAAUUCGAUUCCCUUCGUGAAGAGAAAGAAGACCUCGAGUCAAAAUUGAGUGAUGCGGAAAGAGAACUAAGACGGGUCCAGGUUGAGGAAGUGGAGGGUGCUAGAAGCAGGCUCGAACGAACAAUGCAGGAAACUACUGCCGAGCUCGAAGAAAUGAAAGGUAGGGUCGAGAUAGCAACCACAAAACUACAGGAGAUGGAGCGUUAUUCUGAGGAUCUUGAGAAAAAGGUCCUUGAACUCAAUAGCAAGACUGGUGGUGGUGAGGAGCUCGAAGUGCUUAAGAGAGAGUUUGGUGAGCAGAUCGCAAACGUGCGACGCCUGGAAAAUUUGGAGCGAGAUCAAAGGAUCAAGAUUCGGAAACUUGAAGAGGAAAGACGGAACGUCAAUGUCGUUCUAGAGGAGAAGAAGUCUCUCGAGGUACAAAUUAGAGUUCUCAAGGAGUCAGAACGGAGAGCUGGCGAGCUUGAGCUGCAAAAAGAGAUCCUCGAGGAUGAGAAGAGAACUUGGACCUCUUUGCUGGAAAGAGAAGGAGAAGAAGAUCAACAGGAGUUCGACACUCCUGAGGCCGUGGUCAGAUCUCUUGUCAAUGAGCGUAUUAAACAUGCUCUUGUCCUUGAACGACUUGGUCUUGCUGAAAGCGAGGUCGCUGGCAAAGAUGAAGCUAUUAGAGCCCUCAACUCAGAACAGAAAAUUCUCAAGCAAGAAGUCGAGAAGCUGAGGGAACAAGCCCAAACACAAGAAACACAACCGGCCGAGCCAGAGAGCAAGACUAUUAAGCGCAUGGAAAGGCAACAACAGCUCGCGAAGAAGGAAAUCGAAUAUCUUCGAGCUCAACUUGAAACUUUCAAUGCCGAAGAAGUUACCAUGACGGAUAAUGCAAAUUUCGACACUCAACGAGCCGAGCAAAUUCAGCGACUCGAGGCCUUGGUCAGUGAAUAUAAAUCAGAGAUGGAGACCUUACACUCACGAAUGGUGAUGCUGGAACAGCAACCACCUCCUGCUGCGCCUGUCCAGGUAGCAGGCCAGAAACGCAAGCCCGAGGAAGAGCCUGAGUCUGAGCAGCUGGGUCAUCAAUUACGAAAGAACAAGAAUCUGCAAGUAGCGCUACAGAAGAUAACGCAGCAGUCUCAGAUGCUGGCCAAAGAGCUACAGGCCACGAAGUCGCAGCUGAAAGCGUUACGAGCAUCAGCGCAAACAAGAGUGCUUGAAAUGAGAGAUAAUCCGACUGCCCAGCACGAAGCUGUCAAGAUGGAAACUUUGCGGGUUAUGAAGCAGGAGAAUACGGACCUGAUGGCUCAACUCCGUGGAGACGAGGCAGCCUUGAACCGUGUUCGGGUCGUACCUGUAUCGAGUCUGAAUGCGCUUCAGCUGGACCUUCAAGCCAAGGAUACAAUUAUUGCAGAUAGGGAGAAACGUAUGCGGAGACAGCGGGAGAUCUGGACUGAAAAGGCCGCCGAGUUUCGCGAUGUCAUUUCCAGUAUCCUUGGUUACAAGGUCACAUUUUUGCCCAAUGGGAAGGUCAAGGUUCGCUCAAUGUACUACAAUCCUUCUGCCGAUGACACGAACACGACGCAGGAGGAUGUUGCUGAGGAGGAUCGCGAGGAUUUCAUCGAGUUUGAUGGUGACCAAGGCACAAUGAAGAUCGGAGGUGGUCGUGAUGGUCCAUUCGGAAACGAUAUCAAUGAGACAGUCAAUUACUGGGUUGGUGAGAAGAAGGAAGUUCCAUGUCUAUUAGCAGCAAUGACGCUCGAGUUCUACGAGAAGUAUGGUGGUAUGAAUCAGACAGCCGCGUAG